This is a messenger RNA of Schistocerca serialis cubense, 6171 nucleotides long. RefSeq names its product la-related protein Larp4B (gene Larp4B). Bases 56 to 2995 code for a protein of 979 amino acids. Gene Ontology annotation, cellular component: cytosol; cytoplasmic stress granule. The transcript is spliced from 15 exons. Gene Ontology annotation, molecular function: mRNA 3'-UTR binding. The record is from RefSeq and is a predicted model, not a curated record. Gene Ontology annotation, biological process: positive regulation of translation. Lineage: Eukaryota; Metazoa; Arthropoda; Insecta; Orthoptera; Acrididae.
CUGCGCUCCGCUCAGUCCAACUCGGCAGUGCGCACAGACAUGAGCUCGCGGGACCAUGGCAGACUGCUUCCUGCCCUUCUGCCCCGCGCCCGUGCCGCCGCAGCCGCACCCAGAGUUCGCAGUGUUCUACGCCGCGGUGACUCCUAGUCCCAGUAAUGCGGCACUCAAUCCAAAUGCGGAUGUAUUUGAAAACAAGGCUGUUGAAGGAACGUCUGAUGGAUCCAUUUGGAGUUACUCAGAUGUCGACUACCCUACAGAGGAUGCUUACGUGUACAUGAAUGGGGACAUUGGCAAGCUCCCUUCAGGGGCGGUGUACCCAGCCACCCCUGACUCGCUGGCCACCACGGCAACUACGAGCUCAGAUUUCAGCUCUCUUAAUGGCCUAGGAGAUUCACUGGAGACGUACGUGCAGGAUAGCAGUCCUCCAGGGGGAUCGCUUGCGGAUCCGAGCCCAGGAUCUGAUGCAGGCAUCCCCCUGGACCAACUAAAACAAAUGCUGUCUUCGCAGUUAGAAUAUUACUUCUCAAGGGAAAAUCUGGCAAAUGAUGCAUAUUUAUUGUCACAAAUGGAUAAUGAUCAAUAUGUACCAAUAUGGACUGUGGCAAAUUUCAAUCAAGUGAAGAAACUGACAAAAGAUAUAAAACUUAUAACAGAAGUUUUGAGAGAGUCACCAAAUGUACAAGUUGACGAGGAAGGUCAGAAGGUGAGACCAAACCACAAGAGAUGUAUUGUAAUUCUGCGUGAAAUACCUGAUCACACCCCAUUGGAAGACGUAAAGGCCCUGUUCUCUGGUGAAGGUUGCCCAAAAUUAAUUUCCUGUGAAUUUGCGCACAAUAACUCCUGGUAUGUAACUUUCGAGUCUGAUGAAGAUGCUCAACGAGCUUACAGAUUUUUGCGUGAAGAAGUUCGUGAGUUUCAGGGAAAGCCUAUAAUGGCAAGAAUAAAGGCUAAACCUAUGAAUAGGUUACCUAUUCCUCCAGUUCCUUCCAUGGGUGUAGCUCUGAAAAAUGGCUACAGAACACCACCUGCACUUUAUGACCCUAACACGUAUCAGGGGCAGCAAAGGUUUCUGUAUUCAAAUGGUAGUUCUGUGGCACCGAAUGUAAACUUUGGAAGUCAAGUUCAUGUUUAUACAUUUCAUCAGCAGCACCACCAGCCUUUCUAUCCACCAAAUAUGCUGCAACCCUGGACAACAGCUAGCCCAGCAUAUUUUGAUAUUGGCAGUGUUUUCUCUGUUAAUGGAUUAGCACCAACAGGAUCUUUUGCUAAACCUCCAGCUGCUCGCUACGUCCCCCGAAAUAGAAGCAAGAGGAGUCAGCCUAUUCCCGAGCGAGGAAGCUUGUCUGAUAGUGUUGUGAAUGUUACGAGACAGUCGGUAAACUCACAUCAGUACCACCCUUUCGGAACUGGCAGCGUGACGACUGUAAGUGUGACAGUACCUAAGACUACAAGCAGCAGUGUUGCGUCUGUGGGGAAAGUGCAGCCCACAGUGACAUCAGUUGCAGCUACGACAGUGGUGACUGCAACGGUCGUCGACAGCCAUUCCAAAAGUCAACCAUUACAGCAAGAUAAUGGUGAUAUUAAUGGACCUAACCAGGGUGCCCAACUACGCACGGAAACGGAAGACUCGUUCAAGCAGAGGGAUGUUUUGACGGGAAAGGAGCCAAUGCCUCCCAGGCACAGGCGGAGACGGAGAGAGGAUGAGGUUUUAGUAACAGGGAGGACACCAGCUGUGGUAGGAGUGACGAAGCCUGCAUCCUCAGGGGGGAGCCCCCAGCCCGUGAACAGGGAAACACUCAGUGUGAAUGUGAGAACUGCUCAGUUUGACCUCGAGGCCACAGCAUUCCCACCACUUCCAGGGCUGGAAGCUGUGACUGGAACUGCCACCAAAACUGUCGCGUCUGUUGAAACGACGCAUGCUGAGACGUCAAGUUCUCAUUGGGAAAACAGGCUGUCUGAUGUCGUUAAGGGGACAGCAAAACCUAAAUGCCAGGCUGGUGGUACGAAUGGCAGUGGGAAGGAGAAAGAAAGCAGCAGUAUAUCACCCCGCGGUCUCUCACCAGUGCCCACAGUGCCUCCUGCGCCUUCCACUUCUCCAGCACCUGCCUGUACACCUUCGCCAGUUGCAGUUGCUGUGGCAGUAAACACUGAAACAAAGUCAUUGCCCUCGCCCCCACAACUGCAUGGCACUCAGCAUGAGCGUGAGGUGAAAGAUGUUGGCACGGGUAGUGACACUGCAUUGAGCCUGGUCACUCUCACACCACCUUCUUCCCCAGAUAAGACAGUUCCUGUUGUCAAAUGUAUGGCAGACAAAUCAACAAAGACUGAUGAUACCCUCCUGAAUGGUGACAAUUCCUGUGGGGUUGCUGGUGUGAAUCUCCGACCAGAUUCGGGAACAGCUUUCAGUACGAAACAAGGAACGGUGACGUCUAAUUCUACAGCUGCAGUACCAGUCACAAAGCAUGUGCCGACAACUACAAAUGCAGCCACCAUGACAAGUGCUGUGGUUGUGACUGAUACGGUAGUCACGCCCGCCCGCCAAUGUCCACCAACUGUUGUCACAACAGGCCUGCCACCAAACUCAAUGGCAGCACCAGUAGCAAGUUCUGCAUCUGUACCAGAUACUUCUGCACCAACUUUGGCACCAGUCAAUGCUUCACCAGUUGAAACGGCUUGUGCUACGACACGCCUCAGCUAUGCACAAGUAGCGCAGCACAACAAAGAAAAACUAAUGCAGCGUGAUAAGCAAAGCUCAGAGCAGCAAGAAAAAGAGAGAGAGAAGGAAAAGAAGAAAGAUGCACAGACAAGUAGGGGUGCGCAGCAUAACGAUUCUAGAGAACAAAGUGCUCCACGUGAAUACAGGGAAGGCCAAGCGAGGCAACAUAUGGGCCGUGGAGGGCCAAGACCUGUGUAUGACCGCGACCGAGGAGGAUUGAGAAGACGUGAAGGUGCACCUCGUUAUCGUGAGUUCCUGAGACCGCGUUCCCCAAAGUAAUGGUUUGCUGAUGCUGAUUAAUGAAACAGGGUUCUACACAUUUAUAUUUCCUGAAUUCAGGGAUCUCCUUCCUGAACAACGAAAAAGUGAAUAGUUUGAUUGCUCGCUCAGGUGUUUGUGCAUCAGUUGCAGUGAUAGGUGCUGCUGACACAUUGUGCUGCUAAUUACGGAAUGUGGAUUUGCGAAGUUACUUGAAUUUGUGGUUUCGUGUGGAUAGCCUCGGACUAAACGGUUUAAUGUAUAUAAUGAAGUUCUAUUGCACUGUAGGUUUGACCUAACAAAACAGCCCAAAGUUGGCACCAAGUGCCUCAUAACUGGUUCAGAAUUUUGAACUCGUGUAAAAAUAGUGCUUUUUGUUGCAGCUUGCAAGCACUCGUAAAUAAGCAACUGACUUUUAUAUGUAAUACAUAUAUAUAAAUAUAUUAACUGUAUAACAUAAAUGGAAAUGAGUGUACAUUAACUGGACUUAAGUUAUUUAGUAUCUGGUGUUGAUUAUGGUUAUGUAGAUAGCCAGUCAGAGUAUGGUCAUUUCAUACGCCUUCAGUUAGAAUUGUGCACGUAACUCAUGCGGAAGUAAGUUUUCCAAUGUCUACCACUGGAUACUGCUGAUGUUAAUCAUUGUUGAUAGUCCUAUUUGUGGUUUGUUGUAAAUGCUCUUGGGCAUAAGAAUUUAUAUUGUGUGCGGAAAAAAUAUUUUGAAGGUGUCAUUAGGCUCCAUAGAAACUGAAAGGAUUUUUUCUUUUUCUGCUGGUGGUUAUGUGCGAUUUCGAUGUUUGAAAGUCUCACUUGGCUGAGAUAGUGUGUCUGUGUGUAUGUUUAUGUGUGUGUAUUUAGCCAGAGACUGUGAUAGCCCCUAUGUCUGACAAAUACCACACAUGUGAAUGUCUUGUUAACAGUGUAAAAUAUCAGGGAUAUGUAUAUUUGAACAUAUUACUGCAUAAAUUUAUAUAUAUACAUAUAUAUAUAUGCUUUGUUGGAAAGUUUUGGAGAAUAUUAACCUCCAUAUUGUUUGCAUUCUUUCACUUUUUAUUACUAUUGUAAUUAUUUUGUACCCAUUUAUUGUUGGCAGUGUGAAAAGUAUUGCUAUUUUUAACUUGCCCAUAAACAUACAAAAAACUUUAUCUUUCUAGCUUCCUCUGGCCUUUAUUAGAUCUGCAGUCUAAAAUAAAUACGCUAUAUAACAGCUUACCAACUGUAGAGGGUAUGUGUAAUGUAUCAUCAUGCAUUUUUGGUUCUCUGAAGUAGUUAAGAGAAAUAAGAAAGACUGACUUCACAAAUGUUGUACUGAAUGCUGAUUCAUUCACACUACUGAUGUAGUUAAUUUUACUUCAGAUUGGAAUGUUUUAAGUCUUAAAAUUAAGUUUGAGUAACAGGUAGUUUCAUAAUGUACUGGAUCUGUGUUGAACAGAAUGUAAAGAUUUAACAGGCCUAUAUUGAGCAAAAUGGCAUUGUGUAAGAGGGAAAAUAUGGAACAGUGUGCAAAUGUUGAUUGCUAAGUAACCAAUUAUGACAAUAAGUAAUAUCCUGAACUUUCUUAAUAAGAGAGUCAGAUCACCGUUGGAUGUCAACAUAGAUUCAAGAUUACCUUCAAAGUUAUCAAACCAAUUUUAAGAAUUGAAAUGUUUUGUAAAUGUGCAUUUCUUUGAAGUGUUGCACUGCAGGUGCUUGUAAAGAAUUAUAGUUUUAAGUGGGCAACUUCUAGCUGAUAUUGUAUGUUGGAGUGCAUGUCGAGUGGCUGUGUGUAUAUGAACUGUCCCUCCCUUCAUUGUACAGAAUUAAAUUUAUUUUUGACAUGUAAAAUGGUAAUGAACUCUGGCAAAAAGCCUUUCCUGAUUCACUGCAGUAAAAUAAGUUAUGGGAUAAGACAAAUGUGAGAUGAAGACAGUGAAAAAAGUAUUAUGCCAAAAAAGGGUGUUGGGAUAUGAUUGAAGAACUGAACGUGCAGUUGCAAGAUGAAUUGUUAGUGCUUUAUUAAUUGUAUGUAACUGCAAAGUAGUGAGCCAUAUGCUGCGGAAUUUCGCCUCGUCGCUUAAUGCGGAAUUUGAAGACUGGAUGGCUCAUUUCAUUAAUAUAAUAUAUAUUACAUAUUUCUAUGUACACGGCAUGCUUUUUGUGGACAAGUGUGUGUGAGCAGAUUGUGUUUUGUUAAAUUUGGUAUCUUUUUCUGCAAAUGCAAUGUAAUUUCAUGUCCUGAGGCAUCACACUAAGGUGAGCAAAAUCAGUGAUGAUUCACUUCCAAACUUCACAUUUAAGCCCAUAUUAAUUGAUGUGGAAAAAUUUACUUGGGUUACAUGUAUGAAGGCAUUUAGCAUUUUUAUCAAACAAAAGCAGUUGCCUGGUAGUAUGAACAUUGAUGUUGUAACAGUGUUUCUUUUGUAAAAGGUUCCUGUAUAUUGUCAAGGCUACAUGUUGUCCCACCCCUCUUGCAGUCAAAGGACCCACCUUACAUUAUUGUCAUUCUGUGAAAUAAAUUUUGUAUAAUGCUAUAUCAUCACGUGUUACACGGAGAGUAAAUCUGUAGAACGUAAAGAAGCAAUGUCUGUACUUUCUGUUAAGAAAGAUAUGUGCUUCCAUUAGACAUAGCUUCUGGUGUUUUGAGUUGAAAGUUUGUUCUAAAUUUUCUUAUAAACAGUGAAAGUGCUAAGUAGGUAGUGCUCCACAGUUGCAUGCCGUUGGAUUACAGGAAUGUCAAAAUUGGGAAUGGGACAUAUGUAUUCCAUAUAAUGCAAUGUUAAGAAUAGUAACUAAACUGUAAACAUAAAUUCUACAGACUUGUUCAUUUUAUGUAUGAAAGACAAUGGAUAUACAGGUCUAAACAUAAUGAAAUGGUGUAUGGACCUCUGCUCCCAGAUUGUUGUUUGUUGGUGCCUUUGUUAGAGCAGGCAGUUGAAUGUUUGGGAGGGAGGUAGUGUGGAAAAUACAAGGUUAUUUCAUAUUUGGUCUUAUUUUUGCAGAAAGUAUUUGAAGGUAUGUACAGCAAGAAUGUUUUGUUCAGAAAACUGGUAAAAUUCUUAUUUAAUUGUCAUUAUUUUUGGGUGCUGAAGUUGUGUACCUUGAUGUGUUGAGUAUGGAGUUAUGUACACCAGAACAGGCCUUAAGAUGAGUCAGGUGAUGUUUUGGUUGUUCCUUUUUCUGUUAAUAUUGGUUGAAAAUAAUAAAAAAAAUGCUGCAAGUGC